UUAUUCUAUAAAGUAAAGUAAAGUUAUCCCUGUGAUCCAAGGAGUAAUGCCGUUGCAGAGUUCCAGUUACUUUGCUGGCUCUUACUAGCUUUACCUGACUGUGUAGGAGAGCCCCUGGAUGCUGACACUGUUACGUGAAGACACAACAGACUUUCUUUCUUCUCCUCCGGAACCCCAGCCACUCCUUUCCAUUGUAGUAGGCUGGCUCAUGCUCAGGCAGACUGGACACUUUUCUUAAAUCACCCUUUCAACAAGCUGGUAAAUCAGUUAAUUCAGACAAACACUCAGCCACCAAAUGGCUACUGCAGCAAUGAAGAGGGUGUGCAGCUUCACUCUGUCAGUCGUCCACAGGAUCAGUCAUGGACCCAGACUAAUUUCUACACCCAGGAAAUUACUCUACAGAAGGCUGCUGCUCUCAGUUUGCUUUUUCUUUCCAAGCACAGUUGAUAGAUUAGCCAUAACUAUUAUCUGAUUAACCUUUAGCCUGAGCUGUUAUUAUUCCAGUAAAGGAGAACAUUACCCUAUCUACAGAGACAAGUAGACCAGAGAGACCCAGGAUAUUAGGAGAAACACCAGCUAUGUUUUGGUGAGGGCUUUGAAGGGGGUCAAGCUCAAAGCCAAGAGGAAAAGGAUUUCCACAGUAUUUAAAAACAGAAAAGAAAGUGGCAAUAUGGAAAGUUCCACCACAACUAUGGAAGAAAUGACUGAAAAAGUCCCAUUGGAGCAUACCAUUGGGAGCCAAGUUACAGAGCAGGAUUUUUCGAGACAGAGGAGGUUCAGAGACAGUAUUUUUUGCUCUGAAGAGGAUAACAGUAUGUAUUUCACAUACAGUGGCAAAUCAAAUGUCCUAGAGGUCAAAGAACUCAACUACCAGGUUAACAUGGCAUCUCAGAUUCCCUGGUACGAGAACUUAGCAGAACUAAAAAUGCCUUGGAUGUGGAAUAGAGGCCCAGAAUGCCAUGUGUCAGCAAUCCAGAAUCUGAAUUUUAAAGUUCAAAGUGGCCAGAUGCUCGCUAUCAUAGGAAGCUCUGCCUGUGAAAAAACAUCCUUACUUGAUGUGAUAACCUGUCGAGAUCAUGGUGGAAAAAUUAAGUCUGGCCAAAUCAUAAUCAAUGGAAAGCGCAGUACUCACCAGCUUGUUAAGAACUGCAUUGCACAUGUGCAGCAAGAUGAUCGACUACUACCCAACCUGACCGUCAAGGAAACAUUAUUAUUUGUUGCAAAACUGCGUCUCCCGAAGACAUUUUCAGACUCACAAAGGGAAAAAAGGGUGGAAAAUGUUAUAUCAGAAUUGCGGUUACGACAGUGUGCAGACACAAGAGUAGGGAAUGAAUACAUCCGAGGUGUGUCGGGGGGAGAAAGACGAAGAGUAAGCAUUGGAGUGCAGCUGCUAUGGAACCCUGGAAUACUGAUACUUGAUGAACCCACAUGUGGACUAGACAGUUUUACUGCACACAACCUUGUGAUAACAUUAUCCAGGCUCGCCAGAGGAAACAGAUUAGUUCUCCUUUCAGUUCACCAGCCCAGAUCAGACAUCUUCCAUCUCUUUGAUUUAGUUCUUCUGAUGACCUCUGGAACUACAGUCUAUUCUGGAACUGCUCGAGAUAUGGUCCAAUAUUUCACAGAAAUAGGCUAUCCCUGCCCAAAAUACAGCAAUCCUGCAGAUUUCUAUGUUGACUUGACCAGCAUCGAUAAACGGAGCAAAGAGAAGGAGAUAGAAAGUCAGAAAAGGGUCAGGUCACUUGCCACCUUGUUUUGUGAGAAGAUCAAAGAUUGUGAUGACUUCUUAUGGAAAGCUAAUGAAGGAGACUGUGUGACAACUGUUCAUAGUGAACAACGUUUCCUUGUCACUUCAGAAGAGGUGCAUUCCCCUUCAACUGAUCAGUUACCAGGUGGCUUAAAGCAGUUUACUAUAUUACUAAGUCGUCAAAUCUCCAGUGACUUCAGAGAUCUUUCAACGUUGUUAAUCCAUGGAUCUGAGGCCCUUCUAAUGUCAUUAUUAAUUGGAUUCUUAUACUAUGGUCAUGAGAAAAGCCAGCUAUCUAUUCAGGAUACAAUAGCUCUACUGUUUAUGAUAGGUGCACUGAUCCCGUUCACAGUGCUUUUGGAUGUUAUUGCAAAAUGUCAUUCAGAAAGAGCUAUGCUUUAUCAUGAUUUAGAAGAUGGGAUGUAUUCUAUUACCCCCUACUUCUUUGCUAAGAUUUUGGGGGAGCUCCCAGAACAUUGUGCUUUUGUGAUAAUUUAUGGGGUUCCUAUCUACUGGUUGGCAAAUCUCAGUCCAGAACCAGGACAUUUCCUUCUUAACUUCUUGGCUGUUUGGCUUGUGGUUUUCUGUGCCCGAGGAAUGGCACUAUGGAUGGCAGCACUACUCCCAACACUGCAGUUGUCAGCCUUCUUUGGCAAUGUCCUUUUCACAAUAUUCUUCCUGAGUGGUGGCUUCUUGAUAAGCUUAGAAAACCUGUGGCUAGUUCCAUUUUGGAUUUCUAAAGUAUCUUUUGUCAGAUGGAGUUUUGAAAGCCUGAUGCAAAUUCAGUUCACUGAACUCACAUACCAAAUGACUGUUGGAAAUGUUACCUUUCAAAUUCCAGGGAAACGUGUAAUUCAAGCUAUGAAUCUGGACUCAUAUCCUCUCUAUGCGAGCUACCUCAUCCUCAUUGGUAUUAGUAUUGGUUUCAUGCUUUUAUACUACUUAUCUCUGAGGUUUGUCAAGCAGAAAUCAAAUCAAGAUUGGUAACAGGUAAAAAAGAAAGAAAAUAUUAGUGCAAGUUAUUCUCACACUUGCAAAAUAUCUGCCCCCUCCCUCACCACAAAAGAGACUCCAUCUUUUAUACUUCACAAGUUCAAAUCUUUUAUUAAUACUCUACAUCAGAGAUGUACUGUAAAGUCUCUUUUAAUAAUAGGGCAUUAUUUUAUGUAAACCACUGGAUGGCAG
Pelodiscus sinensis (Chinese soft-shelled turtle) is the source of this 2932-nucleotide messenger RNA. RefSeq names its product ATP binding cassette subfamily G member 8 (gene ABCG8). Gene Ontology annotation, biological process: cholesterol efflux; transmembrane transport; cholesterol homeostasis. Gene Ontology annotation, molecular function: ATP binding; cholesterol transfer activity; ABC-type transporter activity. Gene Ontology annotation, cellular component: plasma membrane; signaling receptor complex. Lineage: Eukaryota; Metazoa; Chordata; Testudines; Trionychidae. The record is from RefSeq and is a predicted model, not a curated record.